Kluyveromyces marxianus DMKU3-1042 is the source of this 1662-nucleotide messenger RNA. RefSeq names its product bifunctional fructose-2,6-bisphosphate 2-phosphatase/6-phosphofructo-2-kinase. The coding region runs from base 1 to 1662 and encodes 553 amino acids. Lineage: Eukaryota; Fungi; Ascomycota; Saccharomycetes; Saccharomycetales; Saccharomycetaceae. The transcript has a single exon. The record is from RefSeq and is a predicted model, not a curated record. Gene Ontology annotation, cellular component: cytosol. Gene Ontology annotation, biological process: fructose 2,6-bisphosphate metabolic process; fructose metabolic process. Gene Ontology annotation, molecular function: 6-phosphofructo-2-kinase activity; fructose-2,6-bisphosphate 2-phosphatase activity; ATP binding.
AUGUCGGCCAUUCUGUCUGACGAUGACGAAUUGAUCAACGGACUUGGGUCUGAAGUGGUGAUCACGAAGCCAUUGCCAGGAAACCACAUGGCUAGGACUAGAAAAAGGUGGUCUAGUGGGUCUGCUGACAAGAAACCCGAUGUAAUCAACAGACUUAUUGAUGGUGUUCACACUGAUGUCACAAAGGAUUAUAUUUCCCCAGGUCAAUUAUAUUCGACUGAAUCUGGACGCUUGUUCCACGCAGGAAAGAUUCUGAUUGUGCUUGUGGGACUUCCAGCCACAUCUAAGACGCUACUUUCAGUUGCUAUUACGAGGUAUACGCGUUGGUUAGGUGUUCGCACCAGAUCUUUCCAUGUUUCGGAGUACAGAAGAGAAAAGGUUAAAACCGAAAGGGGCGAGGUCCCAGAUGACUAUUUCUCUGCGAAGCCUAGUUCAAAGGAGGGUUGUAAGUUUAGAAAGGAUAUUCAAGAUAAGAUUAUACAAGAUAUGAUGGAGUUCUUUGAUGCAAAGAAGGGUCAGUUGGCUGUUUACGAUGCCUUAAAUAUCUUGAGAGAGGACAGAUCUUUCAUUGAAAAGUCAUUCAGUAAGAUGCACAUCAAAGUGCUUUUCAUUGAGUCAGUAGUCACAGAUCAGGAAUUGGUUAAAAGAAAUGUCGAACUCGCGCUGAAAUCUGAUGAUUAUAAGGGUUGGUCUACCAAGUACGCUGAAGAAGACUUUAUGAAAAGGCUCCAGGCAAAUAAGCAUCUCUACGAAGAAAUGAGUCCCGAUGAAAACUUGAGCUAUGUGAAAUAUAUCAAUUUCGGUGAGAAAUUGACCGUCAACAAUAAUAACUACGGUUACUUGAUCAACAAAAUUGUCUUCUUCCUAAUGAAUCUUCGUGAUAAAAAGGGCUGUGUUUAUUUUGCACGUUGCGGAACGAGUAACAAGGAUAAGUACAUCGACGAUGAGGAGUUGAACGAAGAGGGUUUAGAGUAUUCCAGGGUACUAACGGACCUUGUUCUUGAACAGAUUAACAAGAGAAGACUUAAUGCUAAUGACACUACUACGCCCACUCCAGAAGUGCAAAGAACACCAUCUCUAGUUUCUUUGACCGAAAGAUGUAAAUCACCAUUAGUUGCAACUAGUGCAUCGUUAAAAAGAUCCGAGUCUACCGGAAAUGCAAUGUACAGACAGCCUGCAAGUGGUGAUGGUGUAGAUGAUGACUCCUUCGUCGUUUGGACUGCACCAAGGAAAAGGACUUAUGACACGGCCAAAUAUUUCGCAGAACUUGGCAUAUCAGUAAGGCAGAGAUCACAGUUACAGCAACUUCAUCCUGGUGUUGUAGCUGAUAUGACUGAUGAAGAAAUUAGUGAGAAAUUCCCAGGCGAAUAUCAAGAAUAUCUAAAAGAUCCAUAUCAUUUCAGAUUUUCAAGAGCAGAAUCUUAUCACGACUUAGCAGUAAGAAUGGAGCCUCUUCUACUAGAGAUGGAGAGAAUGUGUGGUGAUAUUUUAAUUAUUGGACAUGAGUCUACUCUAAGGGUUCUAUACGGAUACUUAAUGGCCUUUUCUUGCUCAGAAAUUCCUCGACUUUCAUUCACCAGGGAUGAGUUGAUUGAAAUUUCAUUUGGACCUUUCGAAAAUAGUGUGAAGAGAAUUCCUGUUAGGAUGGAUUGGAAUAAGUAG